Thyridium curvatum is the source of this 1236-nucleotide messenger RNA. RefSeq lists its product as uncharacterized. Gene Ontology annotation, biological process: maturation of SSU-rRNA from tricistronic rRNA transcript (SSU-rRNA, 5.8S rRNA, LSU-rRNA). Gene Ontology annotation, cellular component: nucleolus. Lineage: Eukaryota; Fungi; Ascomycota; Sordariomycetes; Thyridiales; Thyridiaceae. The record is from RefSeq and is a predicted model, not a curated record. The coding region runs from base 1 to 1236 and encodes 411 amino acids. The transcript has a single exon.
AUGUCCACCAAACGCAAGGCCGCAGCCAAGCUGGCGCAGCCCGUCGUCAAGCAGAGCGCCAAGGGGCCUUCAAGGAGUAGGAUAGACGAGAGCAAGACCUCGGUAUCAGCUUCCGCUGCCAAGCCCACAGAAACGGCCCAGACGAUAGAGAUCUCGAGCGACUCGGAGAGCGUUUAUGAUGAGGCGGGGGACAGCAUGGACGAGGACGAGGAGGACCAGCCAUCAAAGCAGAAGCUGGCAGCACAGAGCAAUUCAAAUGCCGACACCGAGAUGAAGUCCGCCCAAUCCUCAAAACAACAAGACCAGGAGGAUGACGGAUCCGACGCCGAGGCCACCUCCCCCACCUUCGGCGACCUCGUCCGCAACAACGAGAUGGUCGAGGUCCCGUCCUCGCUAGCUGCCCAACACUCCGCCACGGCGCUGACCGCGCUCCAAUCCCGCACGAUCGCGCCCCCGGCCACGUCCUCCCUCGGCACCGUCCUCAACCAGGCGCUGCGCACCGACGACACCGACCUCCUCGAGUCCUGCCUGCACACGACGGACCUCAACACCGUCCGCAACACCAUCCAGCGCAUGGACUCGUCCCUCGCGGGCACCCUGCUCACCAAGCUCGCCGCCCGCAUGCACAGGCGGCCCGGCCGCGCGCACAGCCUCAUGAGCUGGGUCCAGUGGACGCUCGUCGCCCACGGCGGCGCCCUGGCCACGCAGCCCGACCUCGUCCGCCGCCUCGGCGAGCUGAACCGCGUGCUCGAGGAGCGCGCGCGCGGGCUCAACAGCCUGCUCGCCCUCAAAGGCAAGCUCGACAUGCUCGAGGCCCAGAUGCAGCUGCGGCGCACGCGUAGGGCGCGUGGGUCCGCGGCCAAGGAGGAGGAGGACAGCAGCGACGACGAGGCGGCCGAGGAGGGCAUCAUCUACGUCGAGGGUGAGGAGGAGGACGGAGGUGUCGCGGGCCUCACGAACGGUGCGUCGCGGGGUGGAGCGCGGGACGAGGAGGACGAGUUCCCUAUCGCCAAUGGCGUUUCUGAUUCCGAAGACGACGAUCUGGAGGACGAUGAUGACGACGAUGAUGAUAUGGAGGUGGAUGAUGGGGCCAGCGCGGCUGGAGAGUCUCUGGAUGAGGACGAUGUGGACCACGAGGACGUCGAGGAGUCUGCCGACGAGGAGGAGAGCGACGUGGAGACGGCGCCGCCACCCAAGGUGCAGAAGACGAGCAAGGCGUUUUCCAAGAGGAGGUGA